This is a messenger RNA of Nicotiana attenuata, 4301 nucleotides long. RefSeq lists its product as uncharacterized. The record is from RefSeq and is a predicted model, not a curated record. Gene Ontology annotation, molecular function: nucleic acid binding; RNA-DNA hybrid ribonuclease activity. The annotation marks the transcript as partial. The transcript is spliced from 5 exons. Lineage: Eukaryota; Viridiplantae; Streptophyta; Magnoliopsida; Solanales; Solanaceae.
GAUUUGCUAUUCGAGGAAUGUCACCUGAAGUAGCUAUUGCCCUUCUAGCUUCUUUUGGUACUCCUCUUUCUUUAGAGAGAGCACAAGCUACGCUGUCAAAGAGGAAAGUUGUUGAAGAGGAUUCCGAGGACGAUGAAGAUGAAGACACCUCUUUGGCAGUUAGACCUAGAGUCAGGAGACGUAUCAUUUCCGAAGAUGAAUCUGAAAUUUCUCCUGCCCGUGCCUCCUCUCCGGUUAAUAUUGUUUCCGAUGAUGAAACCAUCCCCAGGGACACCAUUGAAUCCACUCAACGUCUCUUCACUGAGGGUUUCGAAAGUGGUGAUCUAGGUCCGGUUUUAGAUGAGACGCAGUCGCCAGUCGAGGUUGAGGUAGCCGCAUCGGUUCCAUUUGAGGUAGAGGUAUCUCCACUUGCAGCCACACAUGUUCCAUUUGAGGUAGAAGUGGCCACAGCUUUCACAGUGAUAGUAUCAACCACACCUCCUUUUGAUUCCAAAGCCAUACCUUGGGAUUACGUUGCCGAAGCUAGGCAAAAAGUAAAGGGUUUUAGGCCAGACUUUGAUUUGAAAUUCGAGGAACUCAGCGGGGAUUCGAGGGAAAUGGCUUGGACACUCGAGAUGAGGAAGUUAAGGCGAGGCUGUGGUGUAAUUCUGACCGGAUUUGGGAGAAUUAGGGUUUUGGCCGGAUAUUCAAAUGAAGAUUCGAAGAGAUGGGCAAUGAUUCGAGGGGAACUGAAGGGUUUUAGGCCAGACUUUGAUUUGAAAUUCGAGGAACUCAGCGGGGAUUCGAGGGAAAUGGCUUGGACAUUCGAGAUGAGGAAGUUAAGGCGAGGCUGUGGUGUAAUUCUGACCGGAUUUGGGAGAAGUAGGGUUUUGGCCGGAUUUUCAAAUGAAGAUUCGAAGAGAUGGGCAAUGAUUCGAGGGGAACUGAAGGUAUAUUUAGAAAGAGGGGAACGAGGGGAAGCUACAAUGUUAUUUUGGGUGGGAACGGAGUGGUUUCCGUCGUCGCCGCCGGCGGGCUCGACGGAGUGUAACAGGGCGGCGUCUCUAGGUUUAGAAGAGGUGGUAAUUGUUCAUGAGGCUGAAUUUGAAAGAAACCCUACACUUCAAAGCAGACAAAGGUUACAGAAGGAGCAAGCUGAUCUAAUUAGAUAUUUAACUAUUGAAGAGGAGUUUUGGAAGCAGAAGGCUGGCAUGAAUUGGUUCCAGGAUGGUGAUAGGAAUACAAAGUUUUUCCAUGCACAGGUUAAUGGUAGGAGAAAGAGACUACAAUUAAACAGAAUUAAAGACGCAGAUGGUAACUGGUUGGAGGACAAUGCAGACAUGGCAGAUGAGGCAGUAAGAUUCUUUCAAAAUCAGUUUCAUGAGAAUACAAUUCCUACAAACUUCAGGAUUCUGGAGUAUGUGCCUACUCUAGUAGACAGUGUACAGAACUCUAAGUUGAUUCAGCAGCCUACAGAGGAGGAGAUCAAAUAUGCAGUUAUGGGGUUAAGUGGUGAGAGUGCAGGGGGUCCUGAUGGUUUUACAGGUGCUUUUUAUCAGUCAUGUUGGGAAAUAAUUAGGAAUGAGGUUGUGGCUAUGGUGCAGGCCUUCUUCAAUGGACAUGAAUUACCUAGGUAUAUUACACAUACAAAUCUGGUGUUACUACCAAAGAAGAAACAGGUGGAAACUUUUUCAGAUAUGAGACCAAUCAGUCUCAGUAAUUUUGUUAAUAAAGUUUUUUCAAGAGUAAUUCAUGAAAGGUUAGUGGAGAUGCUACCAAACUUGAUCUCUGAAGAACAGGCUGGUUUUGUAAAAGGGAGAAGCAUAGUGGAGAAUAUACUAUUAACUCAAGAGAUAGUGACUGAUAUUAGACUAAGAACCAAAGCAGGACCUAAUGUUGUAUUGAAGCUGGAUAUGAUGAAGGCUUAUGAUAAACUCUCCUGGUUAUUUCUAUCAAAGGUCUUAAGAAGAAUGGGGUUUGGUGAAAGGUUCAUUGGUUUGAUUUUUGGAAUUGUAUCUAACAAUUGGUAUUCAGUACUAAUCAAUGGGCAGCCUAAUGGUUUUUUCAAAUCUACUAGAGGUGUGAAGCAGGGUGAUCCUUUAUCACCUACUCUGUUUAUAUUAGCUGCAGAAGCUAUGUCAAGGGGUUUGAAUGCACUACACAGUAACAGGCAAUUUAAGAGCUUUGGAAUGCCUAAAUGGAGCCCUAAGAUCAAUCAUCUAGCAUAUGCUGAUGAUACAAUCAUUUUCACUUCAUCUGAUUCUAACUCUUUGAGGCUCAUUAUGAAUGUACUUAAUGACUAUGAAGCUGCAUCUGGACAGCUAAUUAAUAAGAACAAGUCAGCCAUAUAUAUGCAUGAAUCAGCUGAGGCAGAAGUGGUUGAUAAGGUGCAAAGGCUUACAGGAAUUCCUAAACAAGAGUUUCCAUUUACAUACCUUGGAUGUCCAAUUUUUUAUCUAAGAAGAAGGAUGAAUUACUAUAAGGACAUCAUUACUAAGGUCAUGGACAGGCUACAGAAUUGGAAAGGUAAGCUAUUGUCUAUAGGGGGAAGGGCAGUGUUGAUUACAAGUGUGCUUCAAAGCAUGCCUAUACACUUGUUGUCUGCAGUAAACCCUCCAACAUAUGUGCUUAACAGGCUUCAUAAGAUCUUUGCACAGUUUUUUUGGAGCAAUACAGUAGGUGUUUCAAGUAGGCACUGGGCUUCUUGGAACACCUUAUGUUUACCAUGUGAAGAAGGGGGUGUUGGAUUCAGGUCACUACAUGAUAUCUCUACUGCAUUAUUUUGUAAGCUUUGGUGGAAUUUCAGAACAAAACCAAGCUUGUGGAGCUCAUUCAUGAGCCAAAAAUACUGUAAAAAGCUUAAUCCUAUGGUGGUACCUUGGAGAGAUGGCUCACAUGUUUGGAGGAAAAUGUUAGGGUGCAGAGAUCUAAUUGAACAUCAGAUUUUAUGGCAACCUAAGAUGGGAUCAGCUUUAUUUUGGUUUGAGAAUUGGACAGGAUUGGGUGCUUUGUAUUUUGUCACUCCACCAGAUUUUAUAUGUGAUGAAUCCAUUCAAAACAUAUAUGAUGUGGUAAUGCAUGGACACUGGAAUGAAGAGGUAAUCAGAAGGAUACUACCAGAAGACUUAGCAGAUCAUAUUUUGCAGAAUUUGAAACCUCCAACAUUGGACAAUGAGAUUGAUAAGCCAGUAUGGAUGCUAGAAACCAAAGGGGAAUUUUCAGUAAAAUCAGCCUGGGAGUAUGUGAGAAGAAGAAGUCACCCUUGUAAUGCUUAUAAAAAGAUUUGGGUGAAAGGUCUCCCCUUUAAGAUUUCAUUUUUUAUGUGGAAGCUAUGGAGAAACAAAUUACCUCUGGAUGAUUUCUUUAGAAGGAUAGGAUACCUUAUGGCCUCAAAAUGUUGGUGUUGUGCUGAACCUAAAGAAGAAACAGUGCAGCAUCUGUUUUAUUCAUCAAAACCAGCUGCAACUGUUUGGAAAUACUUUUUGGGAAGUGCAGGGAUAGUUACAGAAGGGAUUUCAUUGCAUCAAGCUGUGAUUAAAUGUUGGACUGCUGAUGUAGUUCCAAGGCUACAACCUAUUUUGCAAGCUCUCCCAUCUGUGAUUGUUUGGGAACUAUGGAAGAGGAGGAAUAGUUUCAAAUAUGGGGAAGCUGUUACAGUCAGUAGAGUCAUAUACCAGAUUUCUUCUACUAUGCAGUUUUUAGUUAAAGUUAGGAUGCCUGGGAUCCAGAAUAUUCCACAUAAAUGGCUUGAUUUACUUAGAAUGAUGGCGAAUUACACACCAUUGUUGCAAUAUUCUAGGGUGCUAUGGGAAUUUCCUACUGAAGGAUGGAUAAAAGUUAAUACUGAUGGAGCUUCAAGAGGUAAUCCUGGCAACAGUGCUAUUGGUUAUGUAUUGAGAAAUGAAGAGGGGGAUAUCAUAUAUGCUUGUGGUAAGAGAAUAAGGGAAUGUACAAACACAUAUGCAGAAGCAAUGGCAAUGUUGGAAGCAAUGAGAUAUUGUGUUCAAAAUGACUAUGUGUUGCUUGAAAUAAACACAGACUCAAUGCUGCUAAAGAAGGUGGUAGAGGGGGAGUGGUCCAUUCCAUGGAGUGUUGCAGCAGAAGUUGAAGAAAUAAAAGAAUGGAUGAACAGGAGUAAUGUCAUUAUGUCUCAUACAUAUAGGGAAGCAAAUAGAUUAGCUGAUCAUCUAGCUAAUUAUGCUUUGGAUUAUGGGGAUAUUGAGGCAUACAAUUUUUGGGAAUUGGAUACUCAAGGAAGGAGAAUUGUGAAUGAUGAUAAGUCAAGAUGUCCAUACAUAAGAGUAAAAGUUGCAGGAAAGUAG